AAUGUACGGGAGGAAACAACAAAAGAAAAGGUUGGAAGGAGCAUUGAUUGUAUCGCUCUGUAUUGUAACAGUUAAGACAAUCCCAAGAAAGGUGACUCAACGCGAUGCUUGAUGACUUCGGAAACGCUAGCGAAGUCGCCAUCUUUUGGGACUACGAGAACGUUCCCGUACCAUCUUGGUGUAAAGUGGCUUCAGAAGCUUCCAAGGCAAUUGUUAACUCGGUUUCGGAACAAGGUCGAAUAGUGGAUCGGCGGCUGUAUUUUGAUUUUUCAAAUCAAGAGCAAGGCAACAGAUGGAGCGGGCUAGAUUCCAGUGGGUUUGAUCUCGUGAAUACGCCGCAGCGAAACCAGAAGGAGACGCUCGAUAAGAAAAUGAUUGCUGAUGUCUUGCUCUUUUGCUGGGAUAGUGCGACGCGAAACCAGGGCACGAACAAAGGAUCAUGCGUUGUUCUGGUCACGAGCGAUGGAGAUUAUGCUUAUACAUUGAAUAAGCUUCGUGAUCGAGGGGUUUCCAGCGUAGUGAUCUACGGCCACGGUAAUGUGGCUGAUAUUUUGAUCAGCAGCGCAGAUGUUGCUCUUAGCCUAAAGCAUGAUGUUCUCAAGCAUCUUAGACCACCGUUGGCGCUACCAAAUGGUCGCCCCAAAAAUGUCCAAGACAAAACCGUUUCAAGAAAUCCGCAUUUGAAGAUUGUGAACGGAAAGCCUGCUUACCAUCUAGACUCCAGGGUUGUGCCAAGAAAACCAACGCAGCAAUCUGAAAGCCAGGCAUCAAAGCGAACCUUCGAUUGCAACGACAAAUCCACCACACAUUGCUCUGGAUCGAACUUGAAAACAGGCAUGACAUCAGCAAACGAUGCAGGAGCAGCAAAUAAGCAUCCAAACAUCAAAUAUGUGGCCAGCCCGGCAAAAUUUACAAUGCAGCGGGACGCUAUACUUUUGUGCCAGUCAUUGGCUGAUUUGGCAGUGAGCACAGCCAUAGCUCCAGAGCAACAAUGGGUAUCUGAAAGCCAAGCUGGACAGAGCUUCCAAAAAAUUCUAAAGAUCUGCAAGAAAGAAAAGGAUUCCGAUGGUGAUGUGACGCAAUGUUUUCAAAACGCAUAUUCCCUGGCCAUCUUGCUUGGCUGGAUCGAGGAGGGACGUCGUGGUUUAGGAGGCCAAAAUGGCUAUAUAGCAGCUACAUCAUCACCUAGUAGAGAGAAAGAAACGACUGAAACAUUUCUACGAUUGACUCCUUAUGGCAUAAAGGUUGCAAGCAAGCGUGCAUUAAUUCUUCCCGUGAAGACAACAACGCUUGUACCCUCUAAAGCCUAA
Molecule: messenger RNA, 1310 nt
Organism: Phaeodactylum tricornutum CCAP 1055/1
Lineage: Eukaryota; Bacillariophyta; Bacillariophyceae; Surirellales; Neidiaceae
Exons: 1
Coding region: 105-1310 (401 amino acids)
Biological process (GO): regulation of gene expression
Cellular component (GO): peroxisome
Molecular function (GO): RNA nuclease activity
Source: RefSeq, a predicted model, not a curated record